GUUUGUAACGGAAUCCAAUCUAAAACAUUAACUGUAACUGCAGACUUCUGCAGGUUGCUGAUUUUCAUAAAGCAUUUAUAUAAAAAGAUCCUUGGCUUCUACUCCUCUGUGGAAUGUGGAUUUACCUCUUUAAGGAUAUCUUAACUCUAGUUUUUAUUUUAUCGCAUAGAAAUUAUCGGGAUGUGUAUGAAAGGGAUUGUUAUUGUCUUUUACAAUGCUUUGGCAUUUUGCAUUGUUUUGCUAAUGGAACAGAUUUUGUCUUAAGCCUAGAUUUAUUACUUGCAUUAGUAUUAAAUCCAAACAGGAUGAUCACUUUGAAGGCUCUCAUGAGGUCUGGGUAUUAGUGACUUGGUUACCAGAGCAUUUUACAUACAUGCUGAAGAACAAGAAGACAAAAUCCAUUAUCUCUGGAUAACAACCUGUGAGACUCAUCGUACCUGGAGUUUUUGACCUUCACCAAAGAAUGGAGCGAGCAACGGCAAAGAAUUCUUAAUAUUCCAAAUUCAAACUUUGAUUUCAUUAAUAAGUUAUUAGACCCUGAAGCUGUGAAGUAGAUUGGAAUGAAAAAGCCAACUUGAAUAAAUACAACUUUUCCUCAUCUGCAAGAUUUUGUAUGAGUGCUAUAUAUAUCUUAUUGGUAACAGAACAAGAUUCAAUCAUGUAAAGAAGAAAAUGCCAUCUUCUUUAUCAGAUUAGAAAAAAUGAUCUACCACAACAUGACAUUGCUUACAUUUUUAUCAAACAUAAGUUCUACAGCAAAGACACUUCUUCAUACAAAAAUCCUUUAUAACGCAACUGAAAUAACAUUCGGGAGCAAUGACAUUCCCAAAUUCUUCUACAACACCUCUGAUAUCACAGAUGAAGUCAAUAUUUCAAAAAAUGGGAAUGAUACACAAAGAGAUUACCUAGGUGGACAUACUUUAUGGCAAGUGUUUUUAAUUGCCAGUUUUAGUGGCAUAAUUGCCUUGGUGACUGUUAUAGGGAACAUUUUAGUAAUUUUAGCAUUUAAGGUAAAUAAGCAGUUGAAAACUGUUAACAACUAUUUCUUAUUGAGUCUUGCCUGUGCUGACCUCAUAAUUGGUGUGAUUUCCAUGAAUCUUUUUACCACCUAUAUUAUCAUGGAUCAUUGGGCUAUGGGUAGUCUUGCAUGUGACCUCUGGCUUAUGAUUGACUACGUGGCAAGCAAUGCAUCUGUCAUGAAUCUACUUGUUAUCAGUUUUGACAGAUAUUUUUCUAUUACAAGACCACUUACUUACAGAACAAAACGAACUACUAAAAGAGCGGGAAUUAUGAUUGGCUUGGCAUGGAUCAUAUCAUUUAUACUUUGGGCCCCGGCUAUUUUAUUCUGGCAAUACUUUGUUGGAAAGCGUACUGUACCAUCUGAAGAAUGUUUUAUUCAGUUCUUAACUGAACCAAUAAUUACUUUUGGAACAGCUAUUGCUGCAUUUUAUCUUCCAGUAUCAAUUAUGACAAUUCUUUACUGGAGAAUAUACAAAGAAACUGAAAAACGUACAAAAGAGUUGGCAGGAUUACAAGCCUCUGGAGGUAAACUUGAGGUACCAGUGAUUUCUCGUCGAAUGGGCAAUUCUAGAGGCAAUAGCAAUUAUAAAAUCCAGCGUAACAUAAAAUUUUCUUCCAGAACUAGAUAUAGUUGGUGCACUUUUCGUUUCAAACCAAAAAUGUGCAAGACAGACAAAAAGCAGAUUGAGCAAGACCCAAGUAGUAACGAGAGCUGGAAUCAUAAUUAUGCCAAUGCAUCGCUGGAUAAUUCAGGCACCUCAGAUGAAGAAGAUGUUCCUGAAAAUCCACGAGCUAUUUACUCUAUUGUUUUGAAGCUACCUGGACAUAGUUCUGUUCUUAGUAAAACAAAAUCACAGUCUUCUAAUCAAGUUAACACCUCAUCAAAAGGUAUGCAGAGGUCAGGACCACAACCUAAAGAACUCAGAUUUAAGAAUCUAAAUUCUCAAAGAACUUUGCAAAAUAAAGAUGAAUCAGUUUCUGUAUCUUCAGGUCCACAAACUGACCAUUCCGUGAAUUUAUCUUCUAAGACAACAGCACCUCUUCCUAUAUCUUUUAAAGAGAUAGCAUUGGCUAAACGUUUUGCUGCUAAAACCAGAAAUCAAAUCACAAAACGAAAACGUAUGUCUCUCAUCAAAGAAAAAAAAGCUGCACAAACACUUAGUGCAAUUCUGUUAGCAUUUAUCAUAACUUGGGCUCCAUAUAACAUAAUGGUGUUAGUCAAUACGUUCUGUGAAAGCUGUAUUCCCAGAAUAUACUGGAACUUGGGGUACUGGCUUUGUUAUAUUAACAGCACAAUAAACCCUAUAUGUUAUGCACUUUGCAAUAAAACAUUCAGGACCACUUUUAAAAUACUACUGCUUUGCCAGUGUGAUAAAAUAAAGAGGCGUAAGAAGCAAUACCAACUAACCAAACCUAUUUUUCAAAGACAUGUGACAAAUAAAUCUUUAUGAAAGUAUGCAUGCUUAAUGCACAGAUGUGUCACUGUAUAUUUGUAAUAGGACUGUUACUGUUGAAAGGAAUGUGUGUUUUCUAUGAUAAAAAAAGAAAUGGAGAAAAGGUGUCAGACAAUUGGUUGUAAUUUAUUAUGCAAACAGAAAAAGGUAUGUAAAAGUAAACUAUACUUUUUCAAAAAGUACAAACUGUUACCUCCAUUAACAUUUCAGAAAAUAAAAUACAAUUAUGGGAUUUAUUAUCCCGAUUAGUGUCUGGAAUUUUUCAGAAUAGGUGGUCUAUGUAUAAUUUGGAACAUGCUACAUUUAGCAUUAAAAAAUGAGAAGGACUGCAUUUCCAGUGACAUUUAUGUAUGUCAGAAGUGCUAAAAUCAAGUUUAAGGUAUAGUUUUAUAUUUACAAAGAAAAAGUAAUUCAGUGAAAAUUAAGAUUUUUUCCUAAAUAGGGCAUUGUGAAAAAAUGGCAUGGCUGUAUUUAUUGGAGCUUACUAGCUAGCAGGUUUCCAGAUAAUAAAUCCUAUAACUCUAUAUUUACAGUAUAAUAUGAUUGUAUAAGUUGCUACUACUUAAAACUCAGAAAAGGUACAAAGGAAAAACUGAAAAUAAUAACUUUAAAAUAAGCAUGCUCUCUUCACGUUUGAUAUUGUAAAAGUGUUAAUUUUUACAGGUAUCAUUUAAACUUAUAUCUCAGUCUAUUGUAAAAUGGGAAAUGCACACAAACAUUUCAACAGAAAUAACAGUUUUCAGUGUUAAUAUCCAGAGGCAAAGAAAACCAAUGACAGGUACCUGUUGAUGUAUGUAUUUUUUAUGCAUUGUAUACAUUUGAUAUUUUUGUGGAUUAGUGCAUUUUCAAGUUUUGAGGUCAAAGUCAGAUAAUAAUAGUGACGCUUUUACUCUUAACACGUUUAUAGUCUCAAUGACAAUACAUAGUUAUUUU
This is a messenger RNA of Xenopus laevis (African clawed frog), 3407 nucleotides long. It is a transcript of the gene chrm3.L, whose product is annotated as cholinergic receptor, muscarinic 3 L homeolog. The coding region runs from base 702 to 2471 and encodes 589 amino acids. The transcript is spliced from 2 exons. Gene Ontology annotation, cellular component: membrane; postsynaptic membrane; dendrite. Gene Ontology annotation, molecular function: G protein-coupled receptor activity; G protein-coupled serotonin receptor activity; G protein-coupled acetylcholine receptor activity. NCBI's taxonomy places the organism in Eukaryota, Metazoa, Chordata, Amphibia, Anura, Pipidae. Gene Ontology annotation, biological process: G protein-coupled receptor signaling pathway, coupled to cyclic nucleotide second messenger; saliva secretion; G protein-coupled serotonin receptor signaling pathway. The record is from RefSeq and is a predicted model, not a curated record.